This is a messenger RNA of Cicer arietinum (chickpea), 2034 nucleotides long. Its product is annotated as CBL-interacting serine/threonine-protein kinase 2-like. Gene Ontology annotation, biological process: protein phosphorylation; signal transduction. Gene Ontology annotation, molecular function: protein serine/threonine kinase activity; ATP binding. NCBI's taxonomy places the organism in Eukaryota, Viridiplantae, Streptophyta, Magnoliopsida, Fabales, Fabaceae. The record is from RefSeq and is a predicted model, not a curated record.
GAAUCCUAGUUUUAAUUACUAAUUAUUACGUUAUAUUCAUUCAUUUAUAUCUCACUAAAGUCCUGUAUCAAAUCUUUACUUCAUCUCCUUCUCUAUGUUCGUGCACCUUCUCAAAACUCUCAAGAAUUCAAACAAGACAACAAGGAAAAUCAACUUUCAAAAUCUUCAGUAAAAUUCUGAGGUUCCUCUACUUAAAUUUGUGCCACAUAUAUAUGUAAAUAUAUUCUUAGGUUGUGGAAUGUGCUCUGUUUCUGAGAUGAAUCUAUAUUUCAUCCAUUGACCAUUUCUUGAUACAUUGGCACACAUGUUUUUGUUGUGCUUGUGCCUAUUAUGCUAAUACAAGAUAUGUGUGAAGAAGGUUGAUUCGAAUCACUUUUUCGGUUCAACUAGCAGAGGAAGAGUUGUUUUUUUCAUCCUAAUUUGAAGGUUUCCUAUGGAGAAAACAACAAAAGUCUUGAUGAAAAGAUAUGAGUUAGGAAGAUUACUAGGCCAAGGAACAUUUGGAAAAGUUUACUAUGGAAAGAGUAAAAUAACUAACCAAAGUGUAGCUAUUAAAAUGAUUGACAAGGAUAAGGUUAUAAGAAAUGAGCAAGCUGAUAAUAUAAUAAGGGAAAUAUCUAUUAUGAGACUUAUAAAACAUCCAAAUGUUAUACAGCUUUUUGAAGUCAUGGCUAGUAAGGGUAAGAUUUACUUUGUUAUCGAAUACGCUAAAGGUGGCGAGCUUUUUGAGAAGGUAGCUAAAGGAAAGCUCAAAGAAGAGGUUGCACACAAAUACUUCAAGCAGUUAGUUAGUGCAGUUGAUUUUUGUCACAGUAGAGGUGUAUAUCAUAGAGACAUAAAGCCAGAGAACAUUCUGUUAGAUGAGAAUGAGAAUUUGAAGGUCUCGGAUUUCGGUUUGAGUGCUUUUGCUGAAUCAAAAAGGCAGGAUGGUUUGUUGCAUACAACUUGUGGAACACCUGCUUAUGUUGCUCCUGAAGUGAUCAAAAGGAAAGGUUAUGAUGGUGCAAAAGCUGAUAUUUGGUCUUGUGGUGUUGUUCUUUUUGUUUUGUUGGCUGGUUAUGUUCCUUUCAAUGACACAAAUUUGAUGGAGAUGUAUAAGAAGGUAAGCAAAGGAGACUUUAAGUGUCCUAAUUGGUUUCCGAAAAAUGUUAAGAAGCUAAUGUGUAAGAUGUUGGAUCCAAAUCCCGACACUAGGAUUUCUAUAGAUAAGAUUAAACGAUGUUCUUGGUUUAAGUAUGGAGCGAAUGGUAGACAGAAGAAAGAUGAAGGUGAAAACAAGACUACACUCUCUUGCGUGACUACGAACCCUUCUGAUCAAAGGGAUGAAACUCGAAGUGAUGAUCUAGAAGUAGAGGCGAAGGAAGAGCCGGUUGUGCCUGUGAGUAUAAACGCUUUUGAUAUCAUCUCUCUUUCAUCCGGGUUUAAUCUAUGUGGAAUCUUUGAAGACAGUUUUAAGAAAAGGGAAGCGAAAUUUACUUCAAGACAACCUGCAUCGGUCAUUAUUUCGAGGCUGGAAGAGAUUGCUAAGAGACUGAAACUGAAAAUAAAGAAAAGGGCUGCUGGUUUAUUGAAAUUAGAGAGAGUUGAUGAAGGUAGGAAAGGGAAUUUAGCUAUUGAUGCUGAGAUAUUUGAGGUUACUCCAUUUUUUCAUUUGGUUGAAGUGAAAAAAUCAAAUGGAGAUACAUUGGAAUAUCAUAAAAUAUUGAAUGAAGAUAUAAGGCCUGCUCUUCAAGAUAUUGUUUGGGUUUGGCAAGGUGAAUUACACGAACAAUCAGAGCAACAGCAACAGUCACAGUCAUAAGAUCCUUCUUUAUGUGCAUUUCAUGGUAUGCCAUUUUUUUUUUGUUUAAAAAAAAAUACUAAUGUUGUUUCUGCAUAUCUUUCAUGUGUAGUUUAACUAUGUCAUGACCCUAUUGUAACAAAAUAUUUGGCUUGUAAAUGUUUAGUUUCAGUUUUUUAUGUAUAGUUUGAUGGUUAAGAUACAAUGAUUUCUAGUGGCUUCUCAUGUUUUGAAGAAAUGAAUAUCUUUUUAAA